ACGAGGCCCCACCCCCUUUUCUCUCCCUGCCCCCAGCUGAGUAAGAAGUAUGGACCAGUGUUCACCGUGCACCUGGGACCCUGGCGGCGCGUGGUGGUCCUGGUUGGGCACAAGGCUGUGCAGGAGGCCCUGGGAGGUCAGGCUGAGGAGUUCAGUGGGCGGGGGAUGUUGGCAACACUGGACCCGACCUUUGACGGCCAUGGGGUUUUCUUCUCCAAUGGGGAGCGAUGGAGGCAGCUGAGGAGGUUUACCAUGCUCGCUCUGCGGGACCUGGGCAUGGGGAAGCGAGAAGGCGAGGAGCUGAUCCAGGCCGAGGCCCGGUGUCUGGUGGAGGCCUUCCAGGGAACAGCAGGACAGCCAUUUGACCCCUCCCUGCUGCUGGCCCAGGCCACCUCCAAUAUUGCCUGCUCCCUCACCGUGGGCCUCCGUUUUCCCUAUGAGGAUGAGGAGUUCCAGGCUGUGGUCCAGGCUGCUGGUGGCAUCCUGCUGGGGAUCAGCUCCCCUUGGGGCCAGACCUAUGAGAUGUUCUCCUGGCUCCUGCAGCGCCUUCCAGGCUCCCAAACCCAGCUCCUCAGCCAUGUGAGCACCCUGGCCACCUUCGCCAUUGAGCAGGUGAAGCGGCACCAGGGGAGCCUGGACCCCUCAGGCCCUGCACGCGAUGUUGUGGAUGCCUUCCUGCUGAAGAUGGCAAAGGAGGAACGUGAUGCAAACACAGAAUUCACUGACAAGAACUUGUUGAUGACUGUCAUUUAUCUGCUGUUUGCGGGGACGGGGACCGUCAGCACCACGGUCCGCUACACCCUCCUGCUCCUGUUGAAAUACCCUCAGGUCCAAGAACGCGUGCACGAGGAACUGACAAGGGAGCUGGGUGCUGGCCGGGCGCCAGGCCUGGGGGACCGAGCUCGCCUCCCAUACACGGACGCGGUUCUGCACGAGGCGCAGCGGCUGCUGGCCCUGGUGCCCAUGGGGAUACCCCGAGCCCUCACGAGGACCACCUGCUUCCGAGGAUACACCCUGCCCCAGGUGGGUCUGCGGUGCAGCCAUGCCCAGUAGUAUCUCUGCCUUAGGCCUGAGUCUGUUGUUAUCUGUGUCUCUCUGACUUUUUCUGGAUCUUGGUCUCUCUCUUUCUGUGUCUUCCUCCUCUCUUCUCCUCCUCCCCCUCCU
Molecule: messenger RNA, 1164 nt
Organism: Myotis lucifugus (little brown bat)
Lineage: Eukaryota; Metazoa; Chordata; Mammalia; Chiroptera; Vespertilionidae
Product: cytochrome P450 2S1
Exons: 6
Biological process (GO): xenobiotic metabolic process
Cellular component (GO): intracellular membrane-bounded organelle; cytoplasm
Molecular function (GO): iron ion binding; heme binding; oxidoreductase activity, acting on paired donors, with incorporation or reduction of molecular oxygen, reduced flavin or flavoprotein as one donor, and incorporation of one atom of oxygen
Source: RefSeq, a predicted model, not a curated record